GAGAGAGAGAUAUGGCGGAGGCGAUGCUGGUGUUUCAAAUAAUUGUUUUAUUGGGGUCAAUGAAUGCAUUUGUAAAAGCAGUGGGUUUGGUAAACAGUUCAUGUAGUCAAUCAUGUGGGAACGUUAGCAUUCCAUUCCCUUUUGGGAUUGAACCUGAUUGCUACAUUUCCGAUUCGUAUAAGAUAAAUUGCAAUCACAGUUUCAGUCCUCCCAAACCUACGUUUUCUACCUUGACCGAGAUGGAAGUGCUGGACAUUUCAUUAGACGGCACACUUCGCGUCAACUAUCCAAGGUUUUUAAGUUGUUCUAAUGGUACAAAGACCAAACCAUUUGACAGUUUAGCAGCAAGAAGUCUUGUCUUCUCCCAAUCCAGAAACAGAUUCAUUGCCAUUGGUUGCGACAAUUUUGCGUCAUUGAACGAUGCAGAAGAUGUCGUUAUUUGUGGGUGCAUGUCCGUUUGUGAUAACAAAGCCAUAAAUAGCAGCAAUGGUUGCAAUGGCAUCAACUGCUGCCAAACCACCAUCCCUUCAGGUCUCCAGGACUUUUCUUUAUCUCUAAAGCCAAUAGACCCUAAUCACCCAACUUCAUCUUGCAAGUAUGCAUUCAUAGUAGAGCAGAAGUGGUUCGAGACCAAUUUAACAAACGCCUUUGAAAUCGUUAAUAUGUCCCACGCUCCUGUGGUAUUGGAAUGGUUCGUCGAUCCAACAUUAUCUUCUCUUGUAACGGGAAAUAACCUCUCAUAUAAAUAUGAUGAUAACUCAACCUAUCUUUGUGCUAAUCGUUCUUCAUCAGUGAGUUAUCUGAACUCAACUUUAACAUGUUCUUGCAAACCAGGCUUUGAAGGAAAUCCCUAUUUUCCUGAUCCUCAAGUACCUGAACGAUGUACAGAUAUUGACGAAUGCAUACAUAGACCAUGUUUGGAUUCGAGCUUCCGCUGCGUAAAUACCAUAGGUUCAUACUAUUGUUUACCAGUUAAUGAUGUUAAUCCAAUCAUCGAGCCUUCGACGACAAAGACCUAUGCAAUCACAAUAGGUAUUAGCACAUGUCUUGGGCUACUAUUUUUGCUAAUCAGUGGAUGGUGGUCCUACAAAGUAGUAAUGAAAAGGAAGAACAUUAAACGUAAGGAGAAGUUCUUCAAACGAAAUGGAGGGUUAUUGUUACAACAACAGUUAUCUUCAGGAGAAGCCAAUGUUGAGAAAACCAAGUUGUUUAAUUCAAAGGAUCUGGAAAAGGCCACUGACCAUUUUAAUGUGAAUAGAAUACUUGGUCAAGGAGGACAAGGCACUGUUUAUAAAGGAAUGUUAUUGGAUGGGAAAAUUGUUGCAGUAAAGAAGUCCAAGGUAAUUGAUGAAGAAAAACAACUCGAAGAGUUCAUAAAUGAAGUUGUCAUUCUUUCACAAAUUAACCAUAGGAAUGUGGUUAAACUUCUUGGUUGUUGUUUGGAGAUAGAAGUUCCUUUGCUAGUCUAUGAAUUCAUUCCUAAUGGAACUCUAUCACAAUAUAUUCAUAUCCAAAAUGAGGAGUUUCCAUUAACAUGGGAUAUGCGUUUACGAAUUGCCACAGAAGUUGCAGGAGCUCUUUUCUACUUACACUCAGCAGCUUCCUUGCCCAUUUACCACCGAGACAUUAAGAGUACAAACAUACUCUUAGAUGAUAAGUACAGAGCAAAAAUAGCAGACUUUGGGACUUCAAGAUCCAUUGCCGUUGAUCAAACUCAUUUAACCACAGUAGUACAGGGCACUUUUGGAUACUUGGACCCCGAGUAUUUCCAGUCAAGUCAGUUUACAGAAAAGAGUGAUGUUUAUAGUUUUGGUGUUGUCCUUGUUGAGCUUUUAACUGGAGAAAAAGCAAUCUCUUCUACAAGAACACUAGAAAGUAAAAGUUUAGCCACAUAUUUCAUUCGUGCAAUGGAGGAGAACAAUUUGCUUGAUAUUAUUGAUGCUCAAGUUAUGAAGGAUUCUAAAAAAGAAGAGAUCAUAGCAAUUGCAAACAUUGCAAAAAUGUGCUUAAACUUGAGUGGAAAGAAACGACCUACAAUGAAAGAAGUUGCAAUGCAAUUGGAGGCAAUUCAAACGUUGCGAAAAGCUCCUAUUGUUCAACAAAAUUAUGAGGAGGUUGAAUAUGUUAGAAGUGAAAUGUAUGAGCAAUGGGAUGUCAUUUCUACAUCAACAAUGUCAGGUGCAGACAGUGGUGUAGCAUCAUCUUCAGAUGCUCACCCACUAUUAUUUUUUUAACUAGUUGAUGUUUAGCGUGAUACGUGUGUAUGUUAUAAGUUUAUUUAAAUAUUUGAUUAAAAAGUGUUUAUGACCA
Molecule: messenger RNA, 2310 nt
Organism: Quercus lobata
Lineage: Eukaryota; Viridiplantae; Streptophyta; Magnoliopsida; Fagales; Fagaceae
Product: wall-associated receptor kinase-like 10
Exons: 3
Coding region: 12-2234 (740 amino acids)
Biological process (GO): protein phosphorylation; cell surface receptor signaling pathway
Cellular component (GO): plasma membrane
Molecular function (GO): polysaccharide binding; protein serine/threonine kinase activity; ATP binding
Source: RefSeq, a predicted model, not a curated record